AUGCGGACACCGGAGGAUGAACUUGAGAUCUACGAGUUGCCAAUCAUUCCUGCGGGUAAUUUUACUACUGCACCUCCUGGGGCGGAUAGUACUACUUCGAACUUUCUUGAGGAUACCAAGAAACAGCGUCGCAUGGAGCUCAUGAGUUUUUGUGCGCUUCUGUGGGCAAUUUUUAUGGAAGGGUGGAACGACGGGUCUAAUGGCCCGAUGCUUCCUGCUAUGCAGAGUCACUACCAUAUUGGUUAUACUGUCGUCUCAACGAUCUUCGUGUUGAACUGUGUCGGAUUUGUCUCUGGUGCAGUCGCGAACAUCAAGUUGGUCCAAAAGAUCGGGUUUGGAGCUACACUAGCCAUCGGGGCUAGCUGUCAAGCAGUGGCUUACGCCAUUCAAGCACCCGCCCCACCGUUCCCUCUCUUUGCCAUUGCCUACAUUUUCUCGGGCUUUGGGAUUUCCUUGCAGAAUGCUGGUGCCAUCGUGUUCGUAAUCAAUCUAAAGAAUAGUUCGGCCAAGAUGGGAGUCUUGCAGGCGAUUUAUGGAUUAGGAGCGCUUGUUUCUCCUUUAGUAGCAACAAAGUUCUCUUCUAUGCCGCACUGGUCAUAUCAUUACUUUGUAUCAUUGAGCGGAGCCAUCGUCAACAUUGUUGUAUUAUGCCUUGUAUUCCGCUUCCAACAUAUGGACACGAUCCUUCGCAAGUCAGGCCAGGUCGUCCGCGACUCCACCAGCUCACCAAAGGGAGGAUUAUAUGGCCAAAUUUUCAAAUUGAAAGUGGUCCAUCUUCUCGCGUUCUUUGCUCUCGUCUAUGUAGGAGCGGAAGUCACUCUUGGCGGGUGGAUUGUUACCUUUGUCAUGGACAAGCGUCAUGGAGGUACUUCUUCUGGAUACCUGUCGUCUGGAUUUUUCGCUGGUUUGUCCGUUGGACGUCUGGCCCUUCUCUGGUUCAACAAACUGAUAGGUGAACGGCGUGUAAUUUACGUCUACGUCUCCCUCUGCAUUGCACUCGAAAUAACAAUUUGGUGCGUCCCAUCGCUCAUCGGGAAUGCGAUCGCCGUAGCCUUCAUUGGCUUCCUACUCGGACCAAUCUACCCUAUUAUUACGAACGUCGCUGGCCGACUUGUCCCGCAUUGGUUGCUCAACGGUGCGGUAGGUUGGAUAGGUGGUUUUGGACAGAUGGGAUCCGCGUUGCUCCCGUUCAUUACUGGUGCACUGUCAUCAAGGUUUGGUGUUAUGAGCUUGCAACCACUGAUUGUAACAGCAAUGAGUGCGAUGAUGGUACUUUGGGCGGCAGUCCCACCCGAUGUCCGUCGUUCGGAGUAA
Molecule: messenger RNA, 1314 nt
Organism: Fomitiporia mediterranea MF3/22
Lineage: Eukaryota; Fungi; Basidiomycota; Agaricomycetes; Hymenochaetales; Hymenochaetaceae
Product: MFS general substrate transporter
Exons: 9
Coding region: 1-1314 (437 amino acids)
Biological process (GO): transmembrane transport
Cellular component (GO): membrane
Molecular function (GO): transmembrane transporter activity
Source: RefSeq, a predicted model, not a curated record